AUGGCGAGGAAGAGGACCACAGACGGCGAGGCGAGCUCACUAUCGAAGAAAGCACGGCGAGAUGGCUCCUCCAGCACGCCCCCUCCCUCCUCAACCACCUACACCGAGGAUGCCACCUCCGCCGCCGGCACGACCGUCACAGCUGGUGGCUCUACCUACCGCCGCCUAAAGAAGUACAUCUGCUCGUUCGGAGAUUGCGGCAAAGCCUAUGAUCGACCCGUGAAACUGGAGGCCCAUGAACGUACCCACACCGGCGAGCGACCGUUUGUCUGCGGCGAAGAGGGCUGCGACAAAGCCUUCUUCAAGAGCGAACAUCUAAAGGCCCAUAUGCAACACAAGCACAGUAACGUGGCGGACCACAUCUGCAGCUACAUCGUGCGAAUCACCGAUGACGGAGUCGAGCACGAGUGCGGCAAAGCAUUCACGACAUCCAGCAGACUGAAACGGCAUCUGGCUAUUCACGUGAAAAACGAGGCGAUUCGGUGCGAUGACUGCGGCCAGGUCUUCCGCAGUAUAGACGUUCUGCAGCGCCACAUCAAGAAGGACCAUCUUAACGAGCUCGCAUUUGUCUGUACUCGGAUUGUGGUUCACACCACGGAUGAAGGCGACGAACUGGCAGAUGAGUGCGGAAAGGCCUUUGCCUCUAUCACCAAGCUCAAGGUGCACGAAAGGCGCGAGCACGGCGGCAACAUCUACUUCUGUGACGACUGCCGAGAGCCAGGACCUGCCGCGGACGAUGGCGUUGGCACCCCUAUGACCGAUUCUGACCGCCUUGGAUUUCGUACACAUGCCGAGCUGCAAGCGCACAUCAAAGAAGUGCACCCGCCGACUUGUACCAUCUGUUCAAAGCCGUGUCGUUCGAACCGCGAUCUCACAGCUCACAUGGAGAUCGCUCACGGCAACACGCUUGAUCAGCGAAAGCAGGCAUUCCCAUGCACCCAUCCAGGAUGCGAUCGAAGCUUUACCAAGAGAGGCAACCUGGCAGUGCAUGUUCAAUCAGUGCAUUCCAAGCAAAAGCCGUUCGUUUGCGGGCAAGCAGACCUUAGUGAUCAAAUUUCGAGCGAGAAAAUACCAGGCUGGAAUGGGGUAGGCUGCGGGAUGGGCUUCACUUCGAAAGCCAGUCUGAUAGGGCAUGUGCGAACUCAGCAUCUCGACCUGCCACCUCUCCGGCAGAAACCCAGCAAGCCCAAGAAGGCGAAGUCUGUAGCCACAGAGACGGCCGACUCGCCGAUGGAGCUUGACCAGCCAGUCGAGACCGCCGAUGCAAGCAAUGCUCCAUUGUCCCAACUUACCGGCCACGCCUACUCGGAAAACCGACACCUCGCCUGUUUGGACCCUCAUUGCGUUGUACGCUUCUAUCGCGAGUACGACCUGGAGCAGCACAUGAGGGCGAAGCACGGCUGGACAGAGUCCGACUUUGCGUUUGUACGGGGAGACAAGUUCUGGAUUGGCGGUGUAGAUGAGGACAUGAACGAUGAGCCCAUGUUCCAGCCGACGGAGACGGGCUUCAGUCGUGCCGACGAGCCCUCCUUUCAGAAUGGUGGUGGUGCGCAUGCGCCUCCAGUGUACAGAGAUGACGAGGAGGAUCGGAUGAUGCUCGAUCCUGUUCUGUUGCAGAUGUAA
Messenger RNA from Saxophila tyrrhenica, 1623 nucleotides. RefSeq lists its product as uncharacterized. NCBI's taxonomy places the organism in Eukaryota, Fungi, Ascomycota, Dothideomycetes, Mycosphaerellales, Extremaceae. Gene Ontology annotation, biological process: regulation of transcription by RNA polymerase II. The coding region runs from base 1 to 1623 and encodes 540 amino acids. Gene Ontology annotation, molecular function: DNA-binding transcription factor activity; RNA polymerase II cis-regulatory region sequence-specific DNA binding. The transcript has a single exon. The record is from RefSeq and is a predicted model, not a curated record.